AUGGCGCGACGACUCCACGGGAAACGGUUCAAGGCGCCGCAGCGGCGAUUAUCGGGCGCGGAUGGCGCGGAGCGACAAGAGUUAGACAAGAAGAAGCGGCGUUAUCGCCCGGGGACGUUGGCGCUAAAGGAGAUUAGGAGGUUUCAGAAGACGACGGAUUUGUUGAUUCGGAAGAUGCCGUUCGCGCGAUUGGUUCGAGAGAUUUCAAACGAGCUCUCGCCCGAACCGUUGCGUUACACGGCGGAGAGUUUGUUAGCGUUACAGGAGGCCACGGAGGACUUUUUGGUGCAUCUUUUCGAGGACUGCAACCUUUGCGCGAUUCACGCCAAGCGCGUGACCAUCAUGCCCAAGGAUUUGCAGCUCGCUCGACGCAUUCGAGGCCCAAUCUACGGCGUCGCCGCCUACUAG
Messenger RNA from Ostreococcus lucimarinus CCE9901, 408 nucleotides. RefSeq lists its product with no specific name. The coding region runs from base 1 to 408 and encodes 135 amino acids. The record is from RefSeq and is a predicted model, not a curated record. Gene Ontology annotation, cellular component: nucleosome. The transcript is spliced from 4 exons. Gene Ontology annotation, molecular function: protein heterodimerization activity; DNA binding; structural constituent of chromatin. Lineage: Eukaryota; Viridiplantae; Chlorophyta; Mamiellophyceae; Mamiellales; Bathycoccaceae.